UAUUUGUAGCUUUUUCCCCCAAAUGUGUGUGUGUGUGUGUGUGUGUGUGUGUGUGAGACUAAGGCAGAUGUUCCGACUGUACUGCUUUAUGCUGUAAUAAGAUGGUGUAUUGAGGAAAUGAAAAGGAGAAAUGUCUAGGAAUCCGCUUCAAAUUCUACUUUAAUGAAAGUUGAGUGCAGACACAACAGGCACUAUAAACAGGCGUUAAAGCUGAGUAUUACGUUAUUUUAGUUCAUCAGAACGUAUUUUGUUCAUCACAGGGUAGUAUGAAAUAUCAUUGAACCGGCGACUUUGGCCGGUUUAGAAAAAAAUGCGAGCCGUUGGGGAAUCGAAAGACUCGGCUCUUAUUGGUGAGCUGAGCCGAAUCGUCUGAUUCACUGAAACGAGUCGGAGUUCCCGUCACUAGUAAACAACGAACGAUGUCUAAGCUGAGGAGGCGGAUCCCGUACAGCUGAUUGGCUGAAGUCACCAGCGCGGAGGCGGGGCUUCAGAGAACGACAAGCGCAGGGAUUGGUCAGAGUCCCUAGAACGCUCGGUUUUUCCUGGAAAGUUCUUAGAAUGAUUUUACGAGAAGUUCCCAGGAAAGGCUUGUCGCUAUGCAGUGUUGAAGAUGAGUAAAUAAAUAAAUAAAAAUGGAAACACGCAUUAAAUUUUUCAAUAAACUAUUUAUGACUCAACAAACCCAACAUUGCAUCGGAACCUUAUGAAAUCGGGUAAAACUCGUUUGAUCCACGCGUGUGCUAAAAAAGGAGUCAUACCGGGAAUGACUGGGGGCGACUCAGAGAAAGUCACUGAUGGCGUCAGAGGCGCGGACACGCGCGCUGAUUCGGAGAAAAGUCGUUCCUGGAACCCAGGCGGAAUCAGCACGCCAAAGCCCCCAGUUGUUUCGGCUACAUACUUUUAAGCUGGUAACCGGCUGAAACACUACACAUUAGCGCGGAUCGUACCGGGUGCUGUUUCAGCCACAUCUCUGCUCCCGGGUUAUUCAUUUAUAACGUCGGCGGUUUUCACAAAGAGAGGCGCAGGGGGAAGGUGCUUAGAUCGCGGCUCGGGGGGGGAAGGUGUUUAGAUCGCGGCUCGGGGGGGAAGGUGUUUAGAUCGCGGCGACGCACCGAGUCUCAACAAGCAGAAGCUCAAGAGCAGCUGAGAAACUUUCCGAGACGGUUGAGGAACCUGACUGAAGCCCUCACUCAUACGAUGAUCCUCUGCGUUCAGGGUCCCAGAGCUCUGUUAGGAGACUCGCAGUCUCAGGUGGUUCCACUCGGGGUUUCAGUUGUCUCCUCCUCAUCAGCACGUUGUCUCCAGAGCACCCCCAAGUUCUGGGAAUCCAGCAAAGAACUGUGCACCAUCACCAGCAACUUCUGUUACCUCGAUGCUUCAGGGUGGUACUGGGGCACCAUCACAGCCAGUGAGGCCCAUUCACUCCUUGAGGCGGCCCCAGAGGGCACGUUCCUCAUUCGGGACAGCAGUCACCCCCUCUACAUGCUGACUCUGUCAGUCAAAACGGGACGCGGCCCUACUAAUGUGCGCAUUGAGUACAGUCACGGGCGCUUCCGGCUCGACUCGAGUUCACCAGCCCGAGCACAUCUGCUCUCUUUCCCUGAUGUGUUGAGUCUGGUUCAGCACUAUGCUACCUCAGCAAAGGGACGUGACAAGGCUCAGGAGGACAAGUGCGAUCCCAUAACUCCCCUGGUACCUAAGGAGUGUGCUGUGCUGCUCAAGCUGAAACGUCCACUCCGCCAGCCUCAGGCUUUUCCAUCCCUACAGCACCUUGCACGCUUGGCUAUUAAUAAGUACACAGCCUGCCCAGCGAUGCUGCCUUUACCAAAGCCAUUACUGCAGUACCUACAGGAGUACCCUUUCCAGCUCUGACAUCACCAUGGAAACACCAACUUGAACAUAAAAGAGGGCCCUGAUGUCAUUAAUGAAAAUGAUGCAGAUGAAAGCUCAUUUCCAGAGAAAUGGGGCUUUGGCUUACUAACCAAUGGUGGCUAUAUUUAAAGCUCUUGAACACUUUUCUCCUUUAGCAGUUAUGACUAAUUUUCUCCUAUGGGAUAAAUUAGAUUUCAGGUUCCCAAAUACAGACUAAACUGGAAAUUCACUGGAACUUAACAGAAUUGCAAAUGACAAAUAGAAAAGUCUGCAGCAGUUCAAUGUCAGCAUUGUAAUGAUGUUUAUAGGACAUGGUGUAACUAGUUUCAUUACCCCACAGACUUUUGGAUGAACUUUAAAAAACGACUUGGAAACUACUGUGGGUUUGAUUCUCCCUACAACAUAGACCCAAGGGUCAUAUCACUUAUUUACAGCGAUUGUUUGCUUAAACAAAAUGAAAGCUACAUAAUUUUCCCCAUGGCUUGCGCUAGAAGGCUAAUGUAGCUAAGUAAAAGACGCAUAUAGAGCUGUUUUAGCAAUGUUAAAACUCCAUGCGUAAAUCAUCACACACUUGCCUAAAACUAUGGUGUUAACUGAUAGAUUUGUAAUUUGUUUUAAAAAAAAAAUGUUAAAAAAGGUCAAAAAUGACAUUUUGAUGUCAAAGUCAGUAGAAGCAGCCAUUUUGAAGACAGAAUCACUUUCUUUCCUCAGAGAAUAUCACUCUGCACUACCAUCGGACUCCGACUAGCUACUUUAGCUAGCUACAGAGUGAACCGUAUACCAGGAUAUAGUCAAAAUAAACAAUGUUUACUUCAGGUUCACUGCUCAGAGGUAAAUUUUUAUAGAAAAAUGAUAGAACAGCAGAUUUAGAUGUGUUUUUAUAUAAUACUUUUUUUAUGGCUUGUGGUUGUGAUUACAAGCCAGUUUGCUAACGUAAACAUGAAAAUCCUGUAAAAAUGUUUAGAAUGAUUUAUUUUUUCUGAUUUUGCAUCCAAGAACACAAACGCAGCUAUUGUAGCAAGUUAACUUAGCGCAGCAAGUUAUUGUUUACAAUUAGCAAUAGGCUCAGAGUAUAGAUGUCACAUAAAGUUUGAAAACUGAUAUUAAUCGUUUUUCUUUUUCAUUUUGAAAAAAAAGUCAAUUUAUGAAACAAACUGCAAUUUUUUUUUUUAAAGGAACUGUUAAUGGUAUUGCUUGGUCAGAUGAUAUCCUCUAUGACAAGAGUGUGAUUAUUUUGAAGUUCUGUUCGCAAAGUGCUAAACUAGCAACUAGAAGUCUCCCUUACUUGUUGGCUACAAAACUCAAGGAGCAAACACCAGACUCCAAGCGUAAUUUGGCAGACUAACAACAAUUAAGGUUAGGGAAAAUGUGUAAAUUUCAUUUUUGGCCUGUUCUUUAAUUCUUAAUUUCUUAAAGAGACAAUCGAGGGUGAGAGGCUGCCAGCCUGCUUGCAACAUGGCAACUGGAUACACACCAACAUUAAGUCAAAGCCCUGUGUUGUCUCCCUUUCUUUCCUUUUUACUUUUUCUACACAAAGUUCGUUCUGGUACAUAUUACUAUAUAAUCAGUCCAGAAUAAUUUAUUUUUUUGUAUCCCCACAAUGUGGGAGUUUGUAUAUAUUUAUGGACAAGGAUCCUUUUUAUUUUAUAAUAAAAGAAAAAUACUGAACCAUUCAA
Molecule: messenger RNA, 3548 nt
Organism: Ictalurus furcatus (blue catfish)
Lineage: Eukaryota; Metazoa; Chordata; Actinopteri; Siluriformes; Ictaluridae
Gene: cisha
Product: cytokine inducible SH2-containing protein
Exons: 3
Coding region: 1198-1872 (224 amino acids)
Biological process (GO): phosphatidylinositol phosphate biosynthetic process; intracellular signal transduction
Cellular component (GO): phosphatidylinositol 3-kinase complex
Molecular function (GO): 1-phosphatidylinositol-3-kinase regulator activity
Source: RefSeq, a predicted model, not a curated record